Molecule: messenger RNA, 507 nt
Organism: Closterium sp. Naga37s-1
Lineage: Eukaryota; Viridiplantae; Streptophyta; Zygnematophyceae; Desmidiales; Closteriaceae
Source: the annotation of a GenBank genome assembly
AUGGAACCCAAGUGGAAGACGCGGCAGGAGCAGCGCACGAACCGCAGCAUGGACGAGCCGCCCAUUCCGCCGUGGGGGUGGCCGGCGGGCGGCGACGUGCAUCCCACGGCGUGGCAGCACAGCCUCGAAUACUUCCUCGUUGCAGACCUGCUGCAACCGCCCUCGAAGAGAGACCCUGGAGUGGCGGCAGUGAGGGUGAGGGACCCCGCACACGCGGACGUGUUUCUCGUGCCCUUCUUCGCCUCCACCAUGGUCAACCUGCUCCGAAGGAAGAACUUCCCCACCUACAAGGCUCUGGCGUCCCAGGAGGGCAUGCGGCGGUCGCGCUUCUGCCUGCACGUGGAGGGCGACACGCCGUCCUCAUCGCGUUUCUUCAAUGCCAUCAUGAGUGGGUGUGUGCCCGUGGUCGUCAGUGAUUACGUGGAGCUACCAUUCGAAUCAGCCAUCGACUACUCGCGCCUCACGCUCUUCUUUUCCCAACAGGUGACCCUCUCACGCUCUCGUUAA